UAUAUAUAUAUAUCCUCUGAGACGAAAAAAUCAGAUUCAGUUUUUGUUUGAGAUUGAGAGGAGAUUGGAGAAAAAGGGAAAAGAUGAUGAUGAUGAUGGGUGGCGAAGACGAUGAGGAGGAGCAUCAGAGGUCAGUGUUAGAACAAGUCUUCGGACCCUCAAUCUCCGACGAAGACAACGACUGCGACGGUAGAUCCGAUUCCGAUUCAGAUAUGGCGGAGCAGUAUCAGAGGACAGUGUUAGAACAAGUGUUCGGCCACUCAUCCUCCGACGAAGAAGAAGACGACGACGGUAGAUCUGAUUUCGAAUCCGAAUCCGAUAAUUGGGAAAGUAUCGAAGAAGUGAAAGGGUUAUGGAUAUUAAGAAACUUCCUAUCAAUUCAUCAACAAACUCGUUUACUCUCAUCAAUUGAAUCGGAGCAAUGGUUCACACAACCUUCAAUCAAUCAAGCAAUGCGUUUCGGUUAUCAAAACCUACCUCAUUGGGCUAUCAAACUCUCUCAUUCAAUUCAUCGUUCUUGUUAUUCGUCUUCUUCCCUUUUUCCACCAAAUCUGUUGCAGAGGGAACCGUUGUUUGAUCAAAUGAUAACAAACUUCUACCAACCAGGUGAAGGCAUAGCUCCUCAUGUUGAUCUCUUGCGGUUUGAAGAUGCCAUUGCUAUUGUCUCUUUGGAAUCAUCUUGUGUCAUGAAUUUCACUUCCGAGUCACAAUCUGUUCCUGUUUUGCUUACUCCUGGUUCAUUGGUUUUCAUGUUUGGAGAUGCUAGGUAUAAUUGGAAACAUGAGAUUAAUAGGAAACCUGGGUUUCAAUCAUGGCAGGGAGAAUUGUUGAAUCAAACCACACGUACCUCUGUUACCCUUAGAAAACUCUGUUCCUCUGCUGCCCCAAUCUAAAAAUCAACCUUUUUUUUUCUUUUCACUAGUCUCUUUGUUCAACCAAAAUCUCAAAUUUCAAUCAAAUUAGUUUAUUGGAUAUGUACUUUUGGACAAAUCAAGAGUUUUUGUGUCAUCAAGAUGUGUAAUUUUGGACUCAUGAAUAAAGUUACACCCUUUGAGAUAAA
Lathyrus oleraceus (garden pea) is the source of this 1060-nucleotide messenger RNA. RefSeq lists its product as uncharacterized. Lineage: Eukaryota; Viridiplantae; Streptophyta; Magnoliopsida; Fabales; Fabaceae. Gene Ontology annotation, biological process: fatty acid metabolic process; DNA damage response. The record is from RefSeq and is a predicted model, not a curated record. Gene Ontology annotation, cellular component: mitochondrial matrix. The transcript has a single exon. The coding region runs from base 84 to 893 and encodes 269 amino acids.